Messenger RNA from Morone saxatilis (striped sea-bass), 3015 nucleotides. It is a transcript of the gene slc44a4, whose product is annotated as solute carrier family 44 member 4. NCBI's taxonomy places the organism in Eukaryota, Metazoa, Chordata, Actinopteri, Moronidae. The coding region runs from base 171 to 2345 and encodes 724 amino acids. The record is from RefSeq and is a predicted model, not a curated record. Gene Ontology annotation, molecular function: thiamine pyrophosphate transmembrane transporter activity. Gene Ontology annotation, biological process: thiamine pyrophosphate transmembrane transport; choline transport. Gene Ontology annotation, cellular component: plasma membrane. The transcript is spliced from 22 exons.
CAGGAAGGAAAAAGAUUUCCUAACUUAGUUACGACGUCCGCGCAGACACGGCAGAGCUCGUCUCAAACCCUUUUUAGCCCUUUUUGUUUUUAAUUUUUAGGAUAACUCCAAGUGAAGGGAGUUGUGUUUUUACAAGCGAAGGAAGAAAAGGUGGAGGCUGAAGGCGGAAAAUGGGUAAAAAACAGGAGACAGAUCCGGACUCCCAGUAUGGGGAACCUGCUCAGUUUGAUCCAUCAUUCAAUGGACCCAUAAAGAAAAGAGGGUGCACUGAUAUAAUCUGCUGUGUCCUGUUCAUGGUCGUCAUCCUUGGCUACGUAGCAGUUGGCAUAUUAGCUUGGCUCUAUGGAGAUCCUCGACAUGUUCUAUACGCAAGAAACUCAACUGGAUGGUUCUGUGGUACUGGACCAAAUAAAGACAAACCGAACUUGUUCUACUUUGACAUUCUCAAAUGUGCCACGUCUGUUAAUAUUAUGGCAUCUUCUCUUAAUGGUUUUCAGUGUCCAACCACACAGGUGUGUGUGGAAACUUGCCCCAAUGACUUCUGGGCUGUGGAUGUACUGGCAUAUCUUCCAAACGUAAAGCCAGCAAACGUGUUCAAUCAAAGCCUCUGUGUGCCAUCCAUAGACCUGGCAACUACUGACUUAAAAGUUAAAGAAAUUGUGGACAAAGAGCUGUGUCCUUUCUUCUACAUGCCCACAACCUCUGUGCUGGGGAGAUGUUUGCCCGAUAUCACGGCACUGGGGAGAAUCCCUUCAUACUUUGCCAAUGUUCCGGGCUUACCGUCCUCAGUCAAUGACACAGUCAGCAUACUGAAGAACGGCACUGGGGAUAUUGUGAAUGGCUUUAAUGCCAGAGAGAUCGGCGUCCGAAUCUUUGAGGAUUUUGCGUCGUCAUGGCCGUGGAUCCUCAUUGGUCUGCUAAUAGCAAUGGUGGUCAGUAUGCUGUUCCUGUUGCUGCUGAGAUUCACAGCUCCAGUCAUGGUGUGGGUGCUCAUCAUAGGAGUCCUUGCUGCUGGAGCAUAUGGGAUAUGGCACUGCUACUGGGAGUAUGAUAACUACAAACAAGCCUCUGCUACCAUAUCUGACAUUGGGUUUACCACCAACUUCAAAGUUUACCUGCAAGUCCAAGAGACCUGGCUGGCCUUCUUGAUAAUCAUAUCUGUGGCAGAGGCGAUCAUUCUCCUGACCAUAAUCUUCCUGCGGACCAGAAUCCUCAUAGCCAUUGCUCUCAUCCAGGAGUCCAGCAAGGCAAUCAGUCACAUGAUGUCCUCUCUGUUCUACCCUCUGGUCACCUUUGUUCUCCUGCUGGUGUGUGUCGCUUACUGGGGUGCCACUGCUUUAUAUCUGGCCACCUCAGGAAACCCAAUCUACAGAGUGGUGGCUCUCAACUCCACCAUGACCGACUGUAAGAGUAUCAACGGCUCUGUGGACUGUGACCCUCAGAACUUCACUUCAUCAGAUUACCCAGGCUGCCCCUCAGCCAGCUGCAUCUUUAUCAAAUACAACGACGAGGGUCUCUUCCAGAGGAACCUCUUCAACCUGCAGAUUUACAAUGUGGUGGCUUUUCUCUGGUGUGUCAACUUCGUCAUCGCCUUGGGGCAGUGUACACUGGCGGGGGCCUUUGCCUCCUACUACUGGGCCUUCACCAAACCAGGCGACAUCCCCAUGUUCCCUGUGUCUGCUAGCUUCAUACGCUCGCUCAGGUACCAUGUGGGCUCCUUGGCGUUCGGUGCUUUGAUCCUGACCCUGGUGCAGCUAGUGAGGAUCAUUCUGGAGUACAUUGACCACAAAACAAGAGCGGCACAGAAUCCAUGUGCUCGUUUUUUAAUGUGCUGCCUGAAGUGCUGCUUCUGGUGUCUGGAGAAGUUCAUCAAGUUCCUCAACAGGAACGCUUACAUCAUGAUCGCCAUUUAUGGGAAAAACUUCUGCGUCUCUGCCAAAAAUGCUUUCAUGCUGCUCAUGAGAAAUGUAAUAAGGGUCGUGGUGCUCGAUAAAGUGACAGACCUGCUGUUGUUCUUUGGGAAGCUCCUGGUGGUCGGAGGAGUGGGCGUAUUGUCCUUCUUUUUCUUCUCUGGACGAAUAUUACUGCCAGGCAACACCUUCCGCUCCGAAACCCUCAACUACUACUGGAUGCCAAUUAUUACGGUGGUGUUUGGUAGCUACCUCAUAGCUCAUGGAUUCUUCAGUGUGUACAACAUGUGUGUCGACACACUCUUCCUCUGCUUCUUGGAGGACUUGGAGCGUAAUGACGGAUCUCUACAGAAGCCGUACUUUAUGUCCAAAAACCUCAUGAAGAUCCUCAACAAAACCAACAAAGCGCCAAAAAAGGGUAAAGGCAAGGACUGAAGAUCAUUUCACCUCCCUGACUUCAUGAAACCACACAAACACUGUGUAACACAUUUUCAGGAUAUCUUUAUCUGCAGCUUUUGAAUCCAAUAACACUCAAUCUAUUUUUUUCCAGAUAGGUUUACCAAAACUGAUUUUGCACUUUUUUAAUUAUAUAUUUUUUUUUUAUUGGGUAUGUGCAUAAUAUGUAGUAUUAAUGACUGUACACAUGAAAGGACUGAGCAUGUGAAUGUGAAUGCAGGUAAUGUGAAAUUUGAAGUUACAUGGUGUCCUACAUGACUUUUUGAUUUGGCUCAUAAUUAAUGAAAGUCCCAAAAUAUUUCUUCUGAUAUUUAAAAUUUGUUUCCAUUGAUACGGCUCCAUAUUAACGCUGCACAACAUUUUUAUUCCAAAUGUUUUAGACGGGUUUAUCAGGGUUUUUAACUGGUUUGUCACUUAAUCCAGUUAAAUGCCUUUUAAUGUAAGAUUUAGGUUUUUUCUAUUUUUGCUGGGAAUCUUUUAUAGACGACGAUUUCUUCAGAAGGAACAAAAACUAAAUGUUCUUAAACAUUAUAUAUUUUUAGAUAGUAUUUGUAAAAAGGCUUGUUUUAUAAAUAGAAAAAUGUAUAUAUCACCACAAUGUUUUUGAUUAUAUGGAAAGAAGGAAAAUGUAAUAAAGUUGUAAAUAUGA